Nannospalax galili (Upper Galilee mountains blind mole rat) is the source of this 3166-nucleotide messenger RNA. RefSeq names its product aminoadipate-semialdehyde synthase (gene Aass). Gene Ontology annotation, cellular component: cytoplasm. The record is from RefSeq and is a predicted model, not a curated record. The coding region runs from base 111 to 2891 and encodes 926 amino acids. Gene Ontology annotation, molecular function: saccharopine dehydrogenase activity. Lineage: Eukaryota; Metazoa; Chordata; Mammalia; Rodentia; Spalacidae. The transcript has 24 exons.
CCUCCCAGGCCAAUUUCUGCCGGGAGAUCAGAACCUGUGUGGUCCAGACUCUGGAGCUAGCGCUAGGCAGCGGGGGACCUGCAGGCAUCCGAAGUGGGCGAGAUUUCAAGAUGCUCCGAGUACAGCGGCCGAGGCUGGGCAAUCUGAGAGCCAGCCUCUCCAGAAGUCUCCACCGUAAGCCGGUGAUGGCACUCCGGCGCGAGGAUGUGAACGCCUGGGAGCGGAGGGCACCUCUGGCUCCCAGGCACAUCAAAGGCAUCACCAAUCUGGGAUACAAGGUCUUGAUACAGCCUUCCAAUCGACGGGCCAUCCACGACAAGGAAUAUGUCAAAGCUGGUGGCAUUCUUCAAGAAGAUAUUUCAGAAGCUUGUCUAAUUUUGGGAGUAAAAAGGCCUCCAGAGGAAAAACUAAUGUCCAAGAAGACGUAUGCAUUCUUCUCCCACACAAUAAAAGCUCAGGAAGCCAAUAUGAGCUUGUUGGAUGAGGUCCUGAAACAGGAAAUCCGACUUAUUGAUUAUGAGAAAAUGGUGGAUCACAGAGGGUUUCGCAUAGUGGCAUUUGGACAGUGGGCAGGUGUGGCAGGGAUGAUCAACAUUCUACAUGGAAUGGGUUUAAGGCUCCUUGCUUUGGGACAUCACACACCUUUUAUGCAUCUUGGCAUGGCUCACAACUAUAGGAAUAGCAGUCAGGCUGUGCAAGCUGUUCGUGAUGCUGGCUAUGAAAUAUCUCUGGGUUUAAUGCCAAAGUCAAUAGGACCCUUAACAUUUGUAUUCACGGGGACUGGUAAUGUAUCAAAGGGAGCCCAAGAAGUCUUUAAUGAACUACCCUGUGAGUAUGUGGAGCCCCAUGAAUUAAAAGAAGUUUCCAAAACUGGAGACCUCAGGAAAGUGUACGGGACAGUGUUAAGUCGCCAUCAUCAUCUUGUCAGGAAAACAGAUGGUGUGUAUGAUCCUGUAGAAUAUGAGAAAUAUCCCGAGCGCUACAUAAGUCGUUUUAAUACUGAUAUUGCACCCUAUACAACUUGUUUAAUUAAUGGAAUCUACUGGGAACAAAAUACCCCUCGUCUGCUAACGCGCCACGAUGCUCAAAGUCUCCUGGCCCCGGUCAAGUCCUCAGUUGUUCCGGUUGAAGGCUGCCCCGAAUUACCACACAAACUUGUGGCAAUAUGUGACAUUUCAGCAGACACAGGAGGGUCUAUAGAUUUUAUGACUGAAUGUACUACGAUAGAGCAUCCCUUCUGCAUGUACGAUGCAGACCAGCAUAUUAUUCAUGAUAGUGUUGAAGGCUCUGGGAUUCUGAUGUGUUCCAUUGACAAUUUGCCAGCACAGCUUCCAAUUGAAGCUACAGAAUACUUUGGAGACAUGCUUUACCCUUACGUGGAAGAAAUGUUGUUAUCAGAUGCUUCACAACCUCUGGAAAGUCAGAACUUCUCUCCGGUGGUGAGAGAUGCAGUGAUUACGUCCAAUGGUAUUUUAACCGAUAAAUUCAAAUACAUCCAGAAACUCCGAGAAAGCAGAGAACGUGUACAAUCACUUUCAAUGAGUACCAAGAAGAAAGUUUUGGUUCUUGGGUCUGGCUAUGUAUCUGGACCUGUUUUAGAAUAUCUGUCAAGAGACCACAAUAUAGAAAUAACAGUAGGCUCUGACAUGAUGAAUCAAAUCCAACAGUUAAGCAAGAAGUAUAAUAUCAACCCUGUCAGCAUGACCAUUGGUACACAAGAAGAGAAGCUGGGGUCCUUGGUGGCAUCGCAGGACCUUGUCAUCAGCUUGUUGCCUUAUGUGUUGCAUCCUGUUGUGGCCAAGACAUGCAUUGCAAACAAAGUUAACAUGGUCACUGCAAGCUACAUCACACCGGCGCUGAAGGAAUUAGAAAAGAGUGUGGAAGAUGCUGGCAUCACAGUCAUUGGUGAAUUAGGAUUAGACCCCGGUCUUGAUCACAUGUUGGCAAUGGACACAAUUGAUAAGGCAAAAGAAACAGGAGCCACAAUCGAGUCUUACAUUUCCUACUGUGGCGGGCUUCCAGCCCCUGAACAUUCAGACAAUCCUUUGCGAUAUAAAUUCAGCUGGAGUCCAGUGGGAGUCUUGAUGAACAUAAUGCAGCCUGCCACCUAUUUGCUCAAUGGAAAGGUUGUGAAUGUGGCAGGGGGCAUCUCCUUUCUCGAUGCAGUCACGUCCAUGGACUACUUCCCAGGCCUGAACUUGGAAGGCUAUCCUAACAGAGACAGUACCAGAUACGCUGAGAUUUAUGGGAUUCCAUCUGCCCACACUUUGUUGCGGGGGACAUUGAGAUACAAGGGAUAUUCCAAAGCUUUGAAUGGAUUUGUAAAACUGGGUCUUAUCAACAGAGAAGCAUACCCUGCCCUUCGACCAGAGGCCAAUCCUCUCACCUGGAAACAACUCCUCUGUGACCUAGUUGGUAUUUCCCGCUCUUCUUCAUGUGAUACGCUUAAGGAAGUUGCCCUUAUAAAGUUGGGCGGGGACAGUACCCAGCUGGAGGCUGCUGAAUGGCUGGGCUUACUUGGGGAUGAGCAAGUCCCUCAGGCAGAGUCCAUUGUGGAUGCACUCUCUAAGCACUUAGCAUCAAAACUUUCCUAUGGUCCUAAAGAAAAAGAUAUGAUUGUGAUGAGAGACAGCUUUGGAAUCAGACAUUCUUCUGGGCAUUUAGAAAAUAAAACCAUCGAUCUCGUAGUUUAUGGAGACCACAAUGGUUUCUCAGCGAUGGCUAAAACUGUGGGGCUGCCCACAGCCAUGGCAGCCAAAAUGUUGCUUGAUGGUGAAAUUGAAACCAAAGGCCUAAUGGGGCCAUUUAUGAAGGAGAUCUAUGGACCAAUAUUGGAGCGAAUAAAAGCAGAAGGCAUUGUAUAUACUACACAAAGCACAAUUACACUAUAAAUGUGAAUUAUAUUUGCUUUUGUCUGUCUACCCAGGCAACUUAAAUAUCAAUCUGUGGAUGGGAAACAUACUUACUAAUCUGAUACUUUGUAAAGCAUAAAGCAUGAUAUGUUUUGAGUACGUAAGUGAAUGGUGUUUUUGAAAUAUAAAUCUCUAUUUUAAUAAAACUUUUGGAGUAGGGGAUACCAGUCAUUACCAGGGAACUUUAAUAAGUCUGCCAUGUAUUUUUUCGUAUGUAUGUAAAAGUGACAAUGAAUCAUGCGUUUAUUAAUUUA